This is a messenger RNA of Neurospora crassa OR74A, 3704 nucleotides long. RefSeq names its product dynamin-1. The transcript has 4 exons. Gene Ontology annotation, cellular component: cytoplasm; mitochondrion; peroxisome. Gene Ontology annotation, biological process: mitochondrial fission; peroxisome fission. The record is from RefSeq and is a predicted model, not a curated record. Gene Ontology annotation, molecular function: GTP binding; GTPase activity; microtubule binding. Bases 1034 to 3439 code for a protein of 801 amino acids. NCBI's taxonomy places the organism in Eukaryota, Fungi, Ascomycota, Sordariomycetes, Sordariales, Sordariaceae.
CCGCUGUCGAAUUUCAACCUCUAUACCUAUAGUGUAGUGGUGUAGUGGACAAUGUACAUAAGAGGUGCUUGUCUGUGGAGCCGUGGCAGUUGAGCUUCAAAUUCUGAACUCUUCUUUGAGCCGCCGAGAGCCAGUCACAGACCCCGGUGUGUUGUCGGGUACACAGGUCAACGUGCCGGUUGCAUGAAGGCCUGGAAACCUGUUCAUCAGGCCGGGUCGGGUUCGAUUUGCCCGGGUGCAGGCGCGACGACAACGCAUCAAGGGAACUGCCCCCUUUGAGCGAGGUUUUAAACUUUUGACGACCAAGUGAAAGUGGGGACGUGGAAUUUGACCCGAGGGGACCAUGGACCGACCCCUCCCUCUCCCUCACUGUGUCGAGUGAAUGGGUGUUUGCAACGCUUUGGAUUCUGGAAGCGCGCCCCCCCUCCCCGGGUUAUAGAUUUUUGGCAUCCACAUCGACGUCCGCAUCCACAUCCACACUCACCAUCGAGGCGCCGCGACAACUACUGAGGGCAUCCCUCAUCGCUUCAGGUUUCGAGCUGUCUGUGUGCUGCCUUGAACUCGUUGUACGUAUUGGCUGCACUUGGAUAGAUCAUUGAUCGCCUCGUGCCUUGUCCCGCCAGUCAGCCAGCAACAGGCAACACAAGUUUCGGUUGUAAACUCUUUUCCUGUCCUGAAGCCGAUCCGAUUGAUCCAAACCACCUGCCCGACUCGGUUUCUGUCGCCAGCCUCUUCUCCUGCCACCCGCCCGCACAGCCGCCAACCACCACCUAGCACUCGUCUUGUAUUUACCCAUUUUGUGAAUCGACGAGACCAUCGACCCUCAGAUAAACCCGGGAGCCCACUUGCCCCCAUACACCCACCCGGUCCCGUGCGACCGCCCGAAUCGUGACCUCGUCCUGCCCGACCUCGGGCCCGUUUUCACACUUCCGUCUUGCGCUCAACUCCCGCUUCCGCCCACCUUACCGCUUGCGUUUGCGCUUUCUAAACGCGACUGAUUUUCUCGGCUUUUUCCCCCCGCUCAACCGUCAUCAUGGCUGCCCUCGGUGACGAUCUGCUGGGCGUUGUCAACAAGUUGCAAGACUUGGUCUUCAACACCAUCGGCAACGAUUCCCUGGAUCUGCCCCAAAUCGUUGUCGUUGGAUCCCAGUCCGCUGGAAAGUCGUCCGUCCUCGAGAACAUUGUCGGUCGCGACUUUCUUCCCCGCGGCAGUGGAAUCGUUACUCGGAGACCCCUCAUUCUUCAGCUAAUAAACGUCCCCGCCGACGACGACGCCGAAGAUGCAACCCAUCCCAGCUACAGGAACCCCAAUGCUGCUGGCCGCAACGAGUGGGCAGAGUUUCACCACAUUCCCAAUCGGAGGUUCACCGAUUUUGGCGACGUCAAGCGCGAAAUCGAGAAUGAGACCGCGCGAGUUGCGGGUACCAACAAGGGAAUUAACCGCCAGCCCAUCAACCUAAAGAUUUUCUCUCCCCACGUUUUGAACCUAACGCUCGUUGAUUUGCCUGGUCUCACAAAGGUUCCCAUUGGAGACCAGCCUACAGACAUAGAGAAGCAGACGCGCAACCUCAUCUCCGAGUACAUUGCAAAGCCCAACAGUAUUGUCUUGGCUGUCUCGCCUGCUAACGUCGACAUUGUGAACUCGGAGGCCUUGAAGCUUGCCAGGCAUGUCGAUCCCAUGGGUAGGAGGACCAUUGGUGUUCUCACAAAAGUCGAUCUCAUGGAUCACGGAACAAAUGCCCUGGACAUACUGUCUGGUCGGGUCUACCCGCUCAAGCUUGGUUGGAUUGGCGUGGUAAACAGAUCGCAGCAGGAUAUUCAGGGCAACAAGCCCAUGGAAGAGGCCUUGAAGUCCGAGUCCGAGUUCUUCAGGCAUCAUCCCGCGUAUCGAAACAUCUCCACCCGUUGCGGAACUCAGUUCCUCGCCAGGACCCUCAACACCACCUUGAUGGCUCACAUUCGCGAACGCUUGCCAGACAUCAAGGCUCGUCUUAAUACCUUGAUGGGUCAAACCCAGCAGGAACUGGCAAGCUACGGGGACAUGCACUUCAGUGGCAAGGAGCACCGAGGUUCUCUUAUUCUGCAGCUCAUGACCAGGUUUGCGUCAUCUUUCAUCGCGUCCAUUGACGGUACCUCAACGGAAAUCUCGACAAAAGAGCUCUGCGGCGGUGCUCGCAUCUACUACAUUUUCAACUCGGUCUUUGGAAGCUCUCUGGAAUCGAUCGACCCCACUUCCAAUUUAACCGCGCUCGAUAUCCGGACCGCGAUUCGCAACUCGACUGGUCCCCGGCCUAGUUUGUUUGUGCCUGAGAUGGCCUUCGAUCUCCUUGUCAAGCCCCAGAUCAAGCUUCUUGAGCCACCCAGUCAGCGCUGCGUAGAGUUGGUAUAUGAGGAGCUCAUCAAGAUCUGCCACACUUGUGGCUCGACUGAGCUAUCGAGGUUUCCCAGGCUGCAAGCCAAGCUCAUCGAAGUUGUUUCUGACUUGCUUAGGGAACGGUUGGGUCCCGCGUCCAACUAUGUCGAGUCGCUAAUUUCCAUCCAGAGGGCUUACAUCAACACUAACCACCCCAACUUCCUCGGUGCGGCUGCAGCAAUGAGCCACGUUGUGAGCAAUAAGCAGGAGAGAGAGAGGAAACGUCUGAUUCAAGAGGAGCGCGAAAGACGUGAACGGAGACGGCUGAAGGAGCUUGGCACGAAUGCCACCGAGACCCCUAUUGAAGGGGAAGAAGAAAGUACUACCCUGGAGAAGACGGACAACGUCCACGUGCGCAAAACCGCUGGAAAGGGUGCCCGCAGCAUGUCUCCGGCUGUCCGGGAGAACGGCCCCGGCAGCAUUGCAAGCGCUUUGAACGGAGCCAGAUCGAAUUCUCCUUCUCGCUUCAACGGAGGGCAAGGCGUGGGUAAUGCCAAGGAGUCCUUUCUGAACUAUUUUUUUGGCAAAGACGGAGCCAUUGUUCCCGGUCCUUCAAACAGCGGCAACAUUGGACGCCAUGUCAACCAGGCCAUGGAGCCUACAUUUAGCCAAAGCAUGAGACGCCCAGACGACAGACAGGUGCGAGCGCCUGCUCAGUCGAUGAAAGUGGAUGAUGACAUGGACUAUGUCGGCAAUGCGAAGGGCACUGAGCUUAGCAAUGACGGCGAGCCGGCCAUGACAGAUCGCGAGGCGAUGGAAGCCGAGCUGAUCCGGGCUUUGAUUAGCUCCUACUUCAACAUUGUGCGCGAAAGCAUCGCAGAUCAGGUGCCCAAGGCGAUCAUGCAUUUACUAGUCAACCACUGCAAGGAUGUUGUUCAAAACCGCCUUGUUAGCGAACUCUACAAGGAGACGCUGUUUGAGGAGCUGCUUUAUGAGGAUGAUGCAGUGAAAAAGGAGCGGGAGAAGUGCGAAAAGUUGCUCCAGACAUAUCGGGAGGCGGCUAAGAUCAUUGGUGAGGUUGUAUAAGGCUGGGCUCUACCUUUCCUCAGGCUACACCUACAGAUCUUGCGAGGCCGACUCUGGUAGCAGCAGUACGACUGAUGUAUGUAUUAUGAACCGAUCAGACUUAGAAAGGGGUUAUGGCAGUUUCUCAAUGGAGGCACUUGUGGCUUGUGUGUUUUUUUGUUUCACGACUUUUGAUAAGAGUAGCCACCUGCUGGCUAGCUGCAGGAAUAGAAAAUACGUGUCUCUGGAAGAAAUGUGCACUACUUAGAUAAUGGUGCUCACCGCU